This is a messenger RNA of Dromiciops gliroides (monito del monte), 5932 nucleotides long. RefSeq names its product NIMA related kinase 4 (gene NEK4). The record is from RefSeq and is a predicted model, not a curated record. NCBI's taxonomy places the organism in Eukaryota, Metazoa, Chordata, Mammalia, Microbiotheria, Microbiotheriidae. Gene Ontology annotation, biological process: protein phosphorylation. Gene Ontology annotation, molecular function: ATP binding; protein kinase activity. The transcript is spliced from 15 exons. Bases 2623 to 4542 code for a protein of 639 amino acids.
UGUGGCAGCAUCUUGUCUUCUGGGUCCAUCUUUGUGACCUUGGAGUUUCAAAUGACUUUUUAUGGAAGCUUUCAGCUGAAUUGCAAUUUUGUCAACUAUCCAUGGAAGACCAGUUAAAGUUUUAUAUUGUAAACAAGGAUAUUUGUAAUAAUGGCAUAAACAAUUGUUUAUCCUGCAGUUAAAGUACAGCCUUUUAAAUUCUUUGCCCCACUCCAAAACAGCACUUCUUGAGCCACAAAUUAUUGAACCCAUAGGGUGCUUGGUUUCAAAGGAAAUAUAGGGGAACUACCUGAUUCUUGUUUUGGGAGCUAUCCUUCUAAAUACAGCAACACAUGUGUAAUGCUCCUAUACAGCAAUAUCAGCUUUUGGGAAUACUGCCAAGAAGCAAAGAGUUAGUAAAAAAUUCAAUGAAAGGAACACUUUUUGAGUUCCUGCCUCAUGCAGAGCCCUGCCUUGUGUGCUGAAGGAGAUGAGGUGUCAGACUAGAUAUCAACCCUCAGAACCUAUUGAUUCUUAAUUUAGACACAAUUUUAGUAACAUGUGGUUUUCUGAUUUCCCACUGUAUAAAAGAUUAGAGGCAGAAACUUAGGAAGUUGGUGGAAGAAGGCUGCUAGAGACAGGCACACUGAACAUUAGGUGGAAAUAGCAGCUGACAGCUAGAAAGGAGAUAAGAAUUAUAAAAAGAAGAGAUAAAAUAAUACCAGCUAGGGGGCAGCUAGAUGGCGCAGUGGAUAAAGCACCAGCCCUGGAUUCAGGAGGACCUGAGUUCAAAUCCAGCCUCAGACACUUGACACUUACUAGCUGUGUGACCUUGGGCAGGUCACUUAACCCUCAUUGCCCCACCAAAACAAAAAACAAACAAACAAAAUACCAGCUAGCAUUUUCAAAGCAACAGCAGUGAACUAGGGUAAGCACUUUAGAAAUACUUUCUCACCUGAUCCUCACUACAGCCCUGGGAAGUAGGUGAUAUUAAUUCCCAAUUUACAGUUGAAGACACUGAGGCAGGCAGAGGUGAAGUGACUUGCCCAAGGUCACAAGCUAGUGAGUGAGUUUGGAUUUGAACUCAGGUCUUCCUGACUCCAGGCUCAGUACUAUAUGCACUGUGUCCCCCAGCUGUCCCCUAUAUUUAAAAACUCUACUAAUCUCAGGCUAUUUUAUGUGGCCCCUGGAUAGUAAUACAUGAUGCUGUAAUCAGUGUUCCUAAUGAUAAUAUCAGGCAUGAAGAAAUGAUUGUUAAUAUUUAAUGCAGUUCAUUUAUGGAGGUAGGAAAAUAUCUCUAUUACUUUGGAAAUAUGUAUACUAUGUUUUAGAAAUAUCUUCACCCUUUAAAAUAAAGGGUAUUUUAGCACUUAAAAGAACUUUUUAUUUUUUACAGUAAUACUAGAUAUAUUAAAUGUCAUUUUUACCAUAGUAAACUCUUUUUGCAUUUCUACCCCAGUGGUAUUUAUAUCUGAACAUAUUUAUAGUUGUUGUAACUUCUCAGAUCACAGAAGAUAAUAUGAGGGAGAGAUUUUAGACACAGUUCUUUAUUCAUCUUAGGAAUAAAAUUUCCUUUGAUGGAAAUAACUGAAUCUCUGACCACAUAAUGAGUAGAUUUUCUGUCAAUUAGCCACUUCCCUUAAAAAGGAUUUGUCUUAAGGUAACCAGGUUUGGGGUGCUAAUUAACACACAUGAAAAUAUAACAGUCUGGACUUCCUCUUACAGAUGGAUAGAGUGGUUUAAAAAUAGAAAAAUAAGUUUAUAUUUAAUAGAUGGAAAUGUGAAACUGAGCUAACUGUGGAGGCACAAUUCUGGAUCUGAGCACAUUUUCUUUGGAUGGCCCAUUUAAAUUUUCAAGGUCCAUGUAAAUAGAAAUGAACCUGUGACCCUGCUUGAAGAUUGACCUUGGGGAUUCCCACAUCUCUCUUCUACAGCCAUCUUUUCCAUGGCAGGACUGAAAAAAUAGCUAAUAGAAAACAGGAGAACAGCAAAGAGAGCAUGGGGACAGCUCACAGUGGUGAGAAAGAAAUGGUUUUGGAUGUUGGGAUCUGACAAAAUUAGAGGCUCACAUGGAUAUAGUUCUUUCACAUUUGCAAGCACUCUUCAUUUAAGCUUCUCAUUGACCCUGUGAGGUCUUGUAGGUAUUAUUGCCUCUAUUUUACAGAUGAGAAAACUGAAGCUCAGAAGUUGUGACUUGCCUGUUGUCACAUAGGAAGUGUCAGAAACAGAAUUGGAACACAGGCCUUCCUUACUUCAACUUCAGCUCUUUUUCUAAGGCCCUCUACUACCUUGAGUAUAAUGGAAAGAACUGUGGGCCAAUAAUUAAGAAACUUGGGUUCCAGUAAAUUCUGGUUGUGGCUCUGACACUGACUGACUAUCUAUGUCACCUAGGCAAGUUAACCUCUGUGCCCCAGCUUCCUGAUCUAUAAAACGGAAAUAACAGAGGCAGCCUGGUGGAUUGGAAAAAGCCCCAGGUUUAAAUCUUAGCAUCUCUGCUGCUUACUACCUAUGUGACCUUGGUAUUUACAUGAAAAACAUAUCCUUCACCGAGAUCUGAAAACUCAGAAUGUUUUCUUAACGAGAACAAACAUCAUUAAAGUAGGCGAUCUGGGGAUUGCCCGAGUGUUAGAAAAUCAAUAUGACAUGGCCAGUACGCUCAUCGGGACACCAUACUACAUGAGUCCUGAGUUAUUCUCAAACAAACCGUACAACUAUAAGUCUGAUGUUUGGGCUUUGGGAUGCUGUGUUUAUGAAAUGGCUACACUGAAACAUGCUUUCAAUGCAAAAGACAUGAAUUCUUUAGUUUAUCGAAUUAUUGAAGGAAAGCUUCCACCAAUGCCAAAAGACUAUAGCCCACAACUGGCAGAACUGAUAAGAACCAUGUUGAGCAAGAAACCUGAGGAAAGACCUUCCGUGAGAAGCAUACUGAGGCAACCCUACAUAAAACGCCACAUUUCUUUGUUUUUGGAGGUUACAAAGGCGAGAACUUCAAAAAGCCAUAUUAAAAAUGGUAACCCUAAAACCAGACCUGCUGCUGAAGUUCUUUCAGUAAAAACUGAAUCAGAAAAUGAAAGGAUCAUCUCUCAGCCAUAUUUCUCAAAGCAUUCCAAGACACCUGCAGAGGUUGAAGAAACAUGUUUAUCUCAGGAUAAACCCACGGAUGCUUGCCUCUCAGAAACAUCCCAUCCUAAAAGCCCUCCCAACAAGAAUGAUGUGUCCAGCCCUGGAGACUCUUUAGCAACAAUCAGCAGAGUGGAUAUUAACAUCUUACCUGCCGCUGAAAGGAGAGACUCAAAAAGUGGCAACUUACUGCAAGAUGACAAACUGAAACACUCUAAUAUUUCUGAUGAGCCAGAAGCUAAAUUUAAUGUCUCCCUAGUAAAGGAAGAGAAGCAACAACUUAGUCCAAAGCCUGAAAAUCUAACUCCCUCUAAGCCUUCUAUUGAGAUCCCUGAUGAAGAGAAUGACACGAUGAAACUUCUACAGCCCUUACACAAAGACCUCAAGCCAGAGGAUCAGACCUUCUUGUUUCAGGAUAGUUUGGACUCCACCGAAAAGCUCUUAGCUCCAUUUAUUCCUGUUGUCCUGGAUAGAGUCAACCCAUACUUACAGCCCCAUAGUUCUGUAUCUGAGCCCUUCCAUUCCCGGCAACGCAGGCAGAAAAGAAGGGAACGAAUUGAACGAAGUAAAGAGAAUGGACAGCUCCAGGAAGUUCCUCCUAGGCCUUUGCCUUCUCCUCCCAUUGAUAGUAAAGUAGUUGAGAAGAUGACACAUAGGGGUGCUGAUAAACAUAGCACAGAAGAAGUAAUGGUGUCUGUGGACAGUUCAAGAAGCAGUGAGAUAACAUCCUCAAAGGAUCGACCUUUGUCUGCCAGAGAAAGGAGAAGACUAAAGCGGUCACAGGAAGAUAUGUUUCCCACUGUUUUUUCAGGUCCUUCAAUAAGAAGAGGUUCUCUGGAUUCAGGAGAAGGAAUGAAGCUGCACAUAGAAGAUGAACACAUUAUUGCUCAUCAGUUAUCUUCAGAUGUGGAUGCCUGUCAGGAAAAGAAAUUAGUUCGUUGUCUGUCUGAGGAUGAGUUAAGUUCUUCUACAAGUUCAACUGAUAAGUCAGAUGGAGAUUCCAAGGAAGGGAAAGGCCAUACAAAUGAAAUGAAUGAUUUGGUGCAGCUGAUGACCCAGACACUAAAAAUGGACUCUAAAGAAAAUUGUGAGAAUCUUCCAAUACUUCUUCCUAUGUCAGAGUUUAGACUCCAUCGAAAAUACAGAGAUACCCUAAUUCUUCAUGGGAAAGUUGAAGAGGAUUCAGAGGAAUUUAAGCUUAAAGAACUUUCUCCAGCUGUUGUAUCUGGUUCUGAAAAGAUCAGAAGAAUGAUUGAAGUUUUGAGAGCUGAUGUAAUUCAGGGGUUGGGAGUGAAGCUUUUAGAGAAAGUGUAUGAUCUCAUGGAAGAAGAUGAUGAACUGAAGAGAGAGGUACGUUUGCAGGAGCAUUUGGGUGAAAAAUAUGUAAAUUAUAGCAUGAAAGCUCGACUUCUGAAAUUUUUUGAAGAAAAUGUGAAUUUUUGAGCACUUAUCUAAGCUUUUGUCAGAACUGAAAACCUAUUUUUAAACAUGUUUUUUCCCCCUGAAAGGAUUACCUCAACCAAACAUGUCAGAUUGGUGGCCAUUGAAUUUGGCUGUGCCAGUCUUUCUGGGAUUGUUGUGUUUUGCAGGAGUGUAGAAAUGGAUAUGAAUGAGUGCUGUGGAAACUGGUUUACGAAAAGGGUUUUGUUUUCUUUUUUAAUUAAUAAAUAGGUACCACAUUGUGGGAAGAGAAAAAUAUUUCAUGUUUUAUAUGAAACUUGUUCGGUUAAGCAGCCUGAAACCAUUGUGUAUCUAGGAUUUCUAUUAAAAUAGUGAAAACCUACCAGAGCAGUGCUAUCAGUAUAAGAGCAGGGGUUUUCUAGGUGGUUACAACAGUGUAACAAACUACCAAAACAAAUGGUUUUACAUAAUAUGCCUAAUCAUAAGCAUAUGGUGGUGAUAUUAGGAAACACUACAAAGAUAGCCGAUAAAUUGAAAUCAGUGCAUGAUCUUUAUAGAUUUGAAGAAUGGAGCUGUACAUAAUUUUUUAUAUACUUAGAAAAGUUUAAAAAUUAACAUUUAGUUUGAACAAGAUACUUGUGGCUUAUUUAUUCAGUAUAUAUUUAUGUACUGGCUUUGUUUAAUUCAUUUUUUCAUCAGCCAAAACAUCUGAGUACUAAUUCCUUUUGGAAUGAAAUAAUUUGUAAGUAAAAUCCAGGUGCUUUUGAGCUGAAUUUGAGGCAUUUUAUAUCUCUUGAAAUAGAGAAUUCAGCUUCCUUGCAUAGUCUCCCUUCUUAUUCUAUUUGGUUGCUUUUUUUGUAUCAUGACAUAUACUGUCUCUCCACGUUUUAAAGAUCUACUGUGUAUAUUUUAGGAAUUUUUUUUAUAAGACAUAAAAUUACCACAAAGUAAAUAAACAGCAUUUUGUAAAAUAAAUUUUGUUUAGUAAAUUUUUGGUGUAGUGGGAAAUGCACAGGACUUGGAUCAGAAGACUUUGGUUCAAACCCCAUUUCGGACACUUUGUAGUCAUAUGGCCCUCACCCCUAUCAGUUUCCUCAUUUACUGUAAAAGAGAUACUACUUAAAACUAUCUACCUCGAAGGCUUGUUGUGAGGAAAAACCUUUGUAAGCCUUAAAAUUCUAUGUAAAUGGAAACGGCAUUAGAGAAUAUUGACUUGGAGACAUUUUUCUUUUUUGUAGGUUUUGAAAAUUACUUGAAUGGUAUAAAAGACAUUGAAAUACUGCAUUCCCUUCCAGUUCUACUUUUUUCUUAACUGGGCCUUUGUAGAGUCUGCGAUAUUAAAAUGUGGGUUUUUGUUUCAUGGAUAUGACAACUUGGCUUCUUUUAGGGACUUGAAACUAAGUGGUGUUAAAUUAUGUUGGAUUUUAUUAAA